Physcomitrium patens is the source of this 1842-nucleotide messenger RNA. The record is from RefSeq and is a predicted model, not a curated record. NCBI's taxonomy places the organism in Eukaryota, Viridiplantae, Streptophyta, Bryopsida, Funariales, Funariaceae.
UCUGCCAAAGCGCCAGCUCCCCCCAGAGAGAGAGAGAGAGAGAGAGAGCAAGGGGGAGAGAGAGUGCCGCCGCAGUCGGCCCAGUCAGUGGGAAGGGAAGAGGUUUUCCCGGAUUGCGGCAAGUAGCGCUGGGUGUGGGCGAAUGGAGCCCAAAACAGGGGAGCAUUUGCUGGGGGAGGUCAUAAAAAGGAUGCAGCAGUUCCUCUAAAGUAGAGGGAAGCUAGAUCUACCUCCCCCCUGCUUCCCCGACCCCCGACCCUCCCCCCCACCUCUUGCCAAAAUAACCAUCCACACUUGCUGAUUCUUGUGUUCCACAGUGCUCUCCUGUCCUCCUCUUCUAACACACUCACUCACCCACUCCUGGGUGCACAUUGCGGAUAGGUUCAACUUGCCUCACAGCUUCUGCACUGCGUCACGCAGGAGCUGGGGACCGAUUUGAUCCAUCCCCGCCUGUAGAACCCAAUCUCCCUCUGCCUGCCUGCUUCUUUAUUUUAUUUAUUUUAUUUUCUCUUCUUUCUGUCUGCGUCAGUCACUUCUUGGCUCCCCUCAAAUUUGAAUCUCCUGCGGGGAUUCAGUGUCGGUUGGGGGUAGAGGGUUUUGUUGGAUUCGCCUUCCGGAGUGUGGAGGUCGACGAGCGGGAAUUGAAUCGUCUUUGCGCCAUCAUACUAAGCAGUUGGAUUCUUUCCUAUUUGCUGUUGGGGGUGCAAGGGAGCAUGUUGAGAUAGUCUUCUGCGUGGUGUCUUGGAUGUGACCAGCGGCGGCAGUCGGGUGGGCAGUCUGUGUUCCUGAACAGUUGUAGAGGAAGUUGCGUGGGAGCUGGAGAGACGCCACGAAUGCGCAGGUCGAGAUGGUAAUGGAUCUGCAGGCACGGAUAUUGAUGUAGGCUAUCAGAAAGGUUGCGGGUGGGGCUCUGAUGCGCUCGACUUUGGUGUCGGUGGAAAAGAAGAUAUGGAGUCUGUGCGUGAGUGUCCGUCCUCCGUUCUUCUACUCUUGCUGGCCCUGAGCUUGAUGUUCGCCGUGUCGGCAGAGGAGCUUUUCCUUGGCAAGCCGAACCAGGGAUCUGCAUGGGAACUCCCCUUGCAACAUGCCGCCCCUUGCGAUCACUUCUCUCUGGUAUGUGGAGAAGAGAAAGGGGAUAACUUUAAAAGCAGCGGACUUGAAGCUGAUUUUAACAUCCUUUCAGAAGGUGACCCACCGAUUGAAAAGGAGCCCUUGUGCACGGUUAACUGCUUCAGAGCUGACCCUGUUUGCGGCUCUGAUGGUGUUACAUACUGGUGUGGCGUGGCCGAAGCCAAGUGCGCCAAAGUGGAGGUGGCACACGAUGGCUAUUGUGACAUAUGGAACGGCGGUACCAAGGCAAAUCUGGGAUUGCACGCGGCUCAGUCGUUGCAGCUGGUGCACAUGGUUUGGCUUGUUCUUGCAGGAUUACUCAUAGUGAUUGGAUUGCUAUGACAGAUGGAUUGUAGUCUUAGUGGUCAUUCCUUAAAUGCAACCUCGGAGUCUUUCACAUUUAUGCUAGAAUAGAAAAGCAAAACAGCCAUCGGUUUUAUAAUCUUGACUCGUAUCUGAGGAUUGAUAAUUUGUGGCUUCCAAAACAGAGGAUCCUAACAACCAUGUCGGUAAUAUUCAACUACACAGGAUAUUAGAUUUCCAUUUCCAGUUUGCAAUCUCUUCAAAUGAUCAUGAUUGAGGACUUAUUAUUACCACGUGCACACUGGUGUGGCUUGUGUCUAGUGCAUGAGCCAGCCCCAGUAAAUGCGAGAUUUAGAGAAACUGGGGAUCUUCUUUAUUUGUAAUUAUUCUUAUUCGUAGUGCAGAGUUACUCUUUUCAUUGACGGUAAA